CAGAAAUCAGACGGGCAGCAAGUGUCGUGGUUCAAUUGUGCAGUGUUGAAAAAUCAAACUAAAUUCAAAAUCGGCUCUAAAGCAAACAAAUUCAUAAAGGGAAAUCCCCAAAGAAAAUAACCCUCAGUGUUUCAAAAGUGUUCAAAUUUUACAAUUGCGGCAUCUCACCAACAAAUUCAGCAAUCAUCGUGAAUUUUCAAAAGAAAAUAAAAUACAGAAAUCAACAGUGCAAACGACACUGAGUUGCAGCUGAAUGUGAAAGAAGCAACUGCAGCAGCCGCAUAAAAUUCGAGAAGAAUAGACAACACAGCAUUGGAGAGGCAACAAUAACACUGGGAUCUGCUGCAGCAACAUCCAUAAUCGAAAGCUAAGCCACAUCAUCGAAAUCUUUGGGCAGUGAGAAAGCGGCAUUAACCAGCAGCAACAUCAUUUAGCUCCGUCCAUGGGCGCCGCGGCAAACAGAGUCCGGUGAAAAUGGACAAAGGCCGCGCGAGGCUGCCGCCGAAUUAGCAGAGAAGCCGGAAAAUCCCCACACUCACACACGGACGGGCAGUGCAAAUAUUUGCCAGGCCCCCCAAAAAAAAGAAAAUACAUAUAUAUAUAUAUAUUCAAAAAAAAAAGGAGAGCACACAUAUAACAAAGGGGCUCAGAAGGGGAAGCAUUUGUGCGACAAUAGCCAAGGAAUUAGCCACAAAAGAAGGAGCGAAACCGGGUCCAUUAAGACAGCCAUCAGACCAUCAGAUCCCAUCCCGGCUAGACGAGGUCCACUUAAAUGACCGAAUCCACACAGCUGCAGACGGCGGAGAACAACAACGCGGGCGUGGUCAAAAUGGAGCCCCCGCCGCCGGCGACCUCCUCCGUUUCCGUAUCCGCCGCCGCUGCCGCCCACGCCCUCUCCUCCCUCUCCUCGCUCACGAUGGCCGCCACCGGAUCCGCCCUCUCGCCGGCCACGCCCCCGCCCUCCUUGAACCUCUCACAUCAGCAACAGCAACAGCAGCACUACGCCCUCAAGUGGAACGACUUCCAGAGCUCGAUCCUCAGCUCCUUCCGUCACCUGCGGGACGAGGAGGACUUCGUCGAUGUGACGCUGGCCUGCGACGAGCGCUCCUUCACCGCCCACAAGGUCGUCCUCAGCGCCUGCAGCCCCUACUUCCGCCGGCUGCUCAAGGCCAAUCCCUGCGAGCAUCCGAUUGUCAUCCUGCGCGACGUGCGCUGCGAUGACGUCGAGAAUCUGCUGAGCUUUAUGUACAAUGGUGAGGUGAAUGUCAGCCACGAACAGUUGCCCGACUUCCUGAAGACAGCUCAUCUGCUGCAGAUUCGCGGCCUGGCGGAUGUCAAUGGUGGCUAUCCCUACUCCAAGGCCUUGUCCGCCGCCUUGAGUCACAACAGCAGCAAUAACAACAACAAUAAUAACAACAGCAACAAGAGCAGCAAUAACAGCAGCCUGAGCAACAACAAUAAUAAUAAUAAUAAUGCCGACAGCAGUAAUCACAACAAGAUAAGCAGCUAUUUACCGCCCAACCAAACGAGCGCCUUGUGCAGCAACAGCAAUAACAACAACCACAGCAGCGGCAGCAGCAACAACAGCAGCAGCAGCAACAACAACAUCAGCGGAUCCCUGAACAGCAGCCUGAACUCACCGUUCAGUGCGCCACAGAUACCGCCACCAGUGACCGCCACGAGUGCAGCGGCAGCCGCAGCAGCGGCCGCAUCACUGACCGCCGCAGUAGCCGCAGCAGCGGCAGCAACAGCAGCAAGUGUCGGCAGCAGCGGCAGCGCUAGCGGACAGACGAGCGGUACGCCCGCCAUCCAGGAGCUGAAGGCAUCGUCGGCAGCGUCGCCCGUAAGAAACCCGAACCCCAAUCCCAGCAAAGCCAGCAGCAGCAACCACUGGGACAUGGGUGAGAUGGAGGGCAGCAGGAAGAGCCAUCUGACGCCGCCGCCACAGAAACGCAUCAAGAGCGCCGACCUGUUCCGCGCCCAGCAUGGCAUCAGUCCGGAGCGAUUGCUGCUGGAUCGCGAGUUCCCCGUCGCCGGACAGCAUCCGCUCACGCGGAACAGGAGCGGUCGGGAUACGUCCAAGGAUCGGGAGCGCAACAUGGAGCUGAGGGAAUCGCUACUGGGACAGGCUUUGGAGAACAGCAACGGACAGCAGGCCAAUCCGAAACACGAACUUGGCCAGAGCGCGGGUGAGGAUUCGAACAGCAGUGACACGGAGCCCUCGGAUCGCGGCGAUGGUCAGCACGAUGGAACCCUCGACGGGAUUGACAAUCAGCGCUCGCACUCGUUCCCCAAUGCAUUCCUUGGCCUCCAGGGCAUUCCCGGACUUCUGCCAGGACCCUCUGGCCUCAACAGUGACUUUGGCACAUUCCUCAAUGCCAAGAGCGGCAUCAAGCAGGAGGUGUUGGAGCCGGAAACGGAAGAGGAUGCAGUGCAGCAGCAGCAGCAGCAGCCGCAGCCGCACGAGGCCCAUGCCGCCGACCGUCGUCCUGCGGCCUGUAAGCUGGCCAAGCUGAUGCAGCAGCAGGAGCAGCAGCAGCGCCAACUGUUUGACCAGCGGCGUAGCCAUCACCAGCCACACCAUCACCACCAGCCGCAUCAUCGCCACCAACAUCACCACCACCACCACCAGCAUCGCAUCAAUAACAAUAACAACAAUACGAAAAAGAACCGAUCGGCCAACUCCUCGCCCACGCCGUCGGCUCGAUCGUGGAACGACAGCGAAGACGAUCAGGACAUGGACUGCAGCAGCGGCAACCAGCAGCAGAGUGCGCAGCAGCAGCAGCAGCAACAGCAACAGCAGCACAAUAGCAACGAGGAUGAGGAUGAUCGCUCCUCGUCGGCCUCCUCGGCCAUAUCCUUGACCAUGAAGAGAACGCGCCAGGAUAGCGAGUCCACGCUCUACCAAACGCUGCUCAUGAAGCAGGAGCAGCACCAGCAGCAGCAUCAACAGCAGCAGCAGCAGCAUCAGCAACAGCAGCAGCAACAGCAGCAGCAGCAGCAGUAUCUGGACGAGCUGCAGCAGUCGCACCAGCAGCAACUGACGGCAAAUCUGUUUAUGGCCAGGACAAUAGCUCUGAGCAGGUCACGAGAUUUUCCGGAACUCUUCCAAAACACCAUUGCCGCGGCGGCUGCGAAUGCGACAGCUGCAUCGGCCAGUCCGGGCAACAAUGCCAGUGGACCCGGUCAGCAGGUGGUGGCAUCCGGACCCGGACCCGGACCGGGACCAGGAACUGCUGCACCCGUGGCCGUGGGAAGUGGCAGCGGAACGGCAGCCGGAAACAGCAACUACAUGCUGCCCUGUCCGCUGUGUGAGACGCCGCUGGAGCAGCGUGUGUUCCGGCAGCACCUGGACCGACACUAUCCGCGCGACAGUCCCGUCUGUCCGGUGAUCGAAUGUGGCCGCCGGUUCGCGCAUCCCAACUCCGUGCGGAAUCACAUGCGGAUCAAGCACACGCUGCAGUGGGCCAAGAUGAAGGCCAUGCGGUCGUCGGGCGGCCCCUUCGCCGGCGGUCCGGACUUCAAAUGAAACUGCGAGGCCGUGGGCUAAUGUUACUCCGCGUAGUCACGCUAAAAGCUUUCUAGGUUGCUGCUUCUCAGUCAGUCAAUGGCGACAAUAAAUCGAAUCUAACUCGCAAUCCACGAGAAAUCACCCCAGUCUCGAGACACUCGCAUCUAUCGUAGAUAGCCAAAAGUAGUCCAAGACCCACUCGGAGUCCAUUCUAACUAACAGUAACUGUAAGCGCACGAGAGCUCCUUGCCCGAUAGCCAACUACUGCUCCGCAUCCUGGCCACCAGUCAUGGACGCUCCUCCAAGUGAUCAAUUAGUAUUUCAAAGUGUUCAUUUUGGUCCAUAACAGGUUUCAGUCGGGUUACCAAAAAGUGAUUAGGGUCAGUACACGAUUUGGUUCAUUAUGAUUUAUACAUUUUUAAUUUUUUAUGUAGGAUAUCGAUUUAUGAGUAAUAGCAUUUGAAAAUUCAUGUUUCCAACAAUAUAAGGAUAUAUUACCAUUGAAAAGAAUACGAUUGCAGAGUAGAUUCAUGACUGGCGGCGAUGGAUGAACGCGUUGGGUUAGGAAACUUACAACAAUUAUUACGUUCCUAUAUGCGAUAAAGUACAUAUACUACAUGUGCAGACACCUACAGCUCUAAUACGUUUACCUAAGCAAAAGUAAAUCUCAAACUCUGAAUUCCUUUACACUCGCUGAUGGAGUUCAUCUGUAGGUCUCGGCUCCAGAAGCGCUCCAGUUAAGCAUGUGCAGUAUUAAAGUGAAAGCUAACGAAACCGAAGAACUACACACCAGAAGAAUAGUAAAUAGUAAUUCAUAGAGUUCCAUAAGCAAAAUACGUACGAUUAAGCCAUAGAGGGUGAGAUAACUAUGUAGAUAAAGAGCUAAAAACAAGCAAACAAAGAAACAUAAAUGAUAUAUAGAAAUAUAUAAAGUAGUUAUUAUGAAUAUUGAUACUGAAACAAAAUAGAAUGUGCCUGCGUAAUAUAUUUUUAGCCAAAAAAGUAAAACGAAAAACUGAAAAAAUGAAAAAAUGAAACACAAGUAAACCAAAGUUGAUACGAACUAAAAUAAAAAUAAAAAGAAAACUCGGAAAAACUGAAAACGAUUUGUAUUAGAGAAAGUUCAAAAUUCAAGGAGAUAUUUUGUUGAUUACCCUAGGUUCACUGAACUGUAAUUCGAAUCAAUUGGCGGCAUAACACUCCAAGAGCAGACAUACGUAAAAAGGUUCCUAUAAUGUUAAUCAAAAAAACACACAAAUAGCUCCAGCUACAAAACUGGCUAAAUGUGAGGUAUGAGGUCUAUCGAGAUUGCAUCCCAAUGCUGACUAAAUAUAAAUUCUAUUUCGAAGCGGACAAUUUUACAAUUGUAGUUUAUAAAGCCCAAAGAGAAAAACAAGCAGCCAUAAGUACAGCGAUUGUACAAACGUUUGUAUGCCAUUUUAGUUUGCGAAAUUGUCCGAAGGGGCGAAAACAAAUGUAUCUAGUACGAGUAUCUUGUAUCUGCGUUGCCUGAAGGAAUGUAUUUGGAGGCGGCAAAUCUAUUUUGGUGAACAAUAAAGAGCAAACGAAGACUAGCCUGCCUUU
Molecule: messenger RNA, 5095 nt
Organism: Drosophila santomea
Lineage: Eukaryota; Metazoa; Arthropoda; Insecta; Diptera; Drosophilidae
Gene: ab
Product: protein abrupt
Exons: 8
Coding region: 773-3529 (918 amino acids)
Biological process (GO): regulation of transcription by RNA polymerase II
Cellular component (GO): nucleus
Molecular function (GO): protein binding
Source: RefSeq, a predicted model, not a curated record